This is a messenger RNA of Neoarius graeffei (lesser salmon catfish), 1735 nucleotides long. It is a transcript of the gene rgp1, whose product is annotated as GP1 homolog, RAB6A GEF complex partner 1. The transcript is spliced from 9 exons. Gene Ontology annotation, biological process: retrograde transport, endosome to Golgi. The record is from RefSeq and is a predicted model, not a curated record. The coding region runs from base 205 to 1365 and encodes 386 amino acids. Gene Ontology annotation, cellular component: Golgi membrane; Ric1-Rgp1 guanyl-nucleotide exchange factor complex. Lineage: Eukaryota; Metazoa; Chordata; Actinopteri; Siluriformes; Ariidae.
CAUCCACAAAAAAAGUAGAUUAGACAUUUUAUGUAAAUUACCCAAGUAGCAGUGUAAAGACAGCGCAACAGUUCGUAUAAUGGUAGUGUAAACCCAGGGAAACGUCACACUCGGCCAUCUUAAUUUUGUCCACAGCUUGUUUUGCUGUUCUGCCGGUUUCUGUUCAGUCGUGUACUUUUCAAUUUUAGCACAAUUUUUAUCAAGAUGAUCGAGGUGGUGGCCUCCAUGACUCGGGGGCCUGUGUUUCUGGCUGGAGAGAUGCUGGAGUGCCUCAUCACCUUCACUAAUCCAAUGUCCCAUCUCUCCACUAGUGCAAGCAGUGAGAUGCUUGCAUGGGCCAGUGCCCAGAUCCACUGUCAGUUCCAUGCCAGCGAGAGCCGUGUGGCUUUGCCAACUCAGGGCACCAAGCAAGAUGUGCAGGCAGAGAAUGACACCGUGCUCAUCCCCAGCAGAGGAGAGCGAGGCCAGUGCAUGCUGGACACUCCACCCAAGAUCCUGUUCUGUGACCUGCGACUAGACCCUGGAGAGAGCAAAACCUACACUUACAGUGAGCUCGUCCCCACGGAUGGCCCUCCUAGUUUCCGUGGUCAGGCAGUGAAAUACGUAUACAAGCUGACGAUUGGCUGUCAGAGGGUCAACUCUCCGAUCAAGCUGCUGCGUGUUCCCUUCAGAGUGCUCGUACUGCAUGGCAUGCCCGAGCCCCCUUUCCUACAGGAUGAGGAAGUGUCGCCCACAAACCCCUUCCUGGAAGAGGAGGAGGGAGGAAGAAGAGACACGAGACCACUGGAGCGAGCACUAGACAUGCUGAUGAUCACUACCUCACGCCGCUGUACUCAUCUGUUUAAUAUCACGAACAUGCGAGGGAAGGUGGCCAAAUUCUGUAUCUUUAAGACCGUGUACAGACUAGGAGAGGACAUCAUUGGCACAUUUACCUUUUCAGAGGGAGACAUCCCAUGUCUACAGUACUCAGUGAGCCUGCAGAGUGAGGAGGAAGUUCAUGAGCAGUAUCAGAGGCGACCAGCUCAGGCGGUCAGUGUCACAAGUCAUGGCCGGCAUCUGGAGUCCUGCCUCCACACAGCCUCCAGCCACUUCUCCCUGCCUGUUCCUCUCAACGUUACACCCGGUUUCAGCACUGACAUCGUAACCCUAAGAUGGCGUCUGCACUUUGAAUUCGUCACAGCAAGAGAGCCAGUGGAGCUGCCUACUGUUCUUCAGAACCAGUCAGAAGUUACUGUAUGGACAGGGGCAGAGCAGGUGGACGUGGACACCUUCAGCUGGGACCUGCCAAUUAAAGUGCUUCCCACCAAUCCAGCACUGGCUUCAUAUGUUUCACAGUUCACAGGGACGAAUAGUAUCAAUAUCUGAAAUGGUGUGUGUGUGUGUGUGUGUGUGUUCUGAUUAUCUGGAUUUCUAGAUCAAAAACCAUCAGCAUCAUGUUUCUUGUCUUUUUAUUUGCUUUUAGUGUGUGUGUGGACUUGAUUUUAAUAUUUCAGACAUUAACAAUGGGACCAUUUCUAUAUUUAUUGUAUUCCAGCUUGCUGAACUAAUGUAUAUUAUUUGGCAUGAACUCUCCACUGAGGAAUUGUGGGGGUUUUUUUGUUUGUUUUUUUUCCCUCCCUAAUGUACAAACACUUUCCUGUUCACUGUGUGUUUAUAUGGUAAACUGAAAUAUUCUCUAUUACAUUUAUUAAGUGUUUUGAGCUCUUGGCAAAUAAAGAGUGCAAUCGGAAAUGUA